UCGCUUUGCUAGCUUUCAAAUAUGCUAGUCUUAAUUAAGAAUGCUGUCAGCUAAAAACAAAUACUUUUUUAAGUCUUAAACAGCUAUUUUAGUUUUUUUUUCCAUGUAUAUAAAGAUUUUAUUUGAACGGAUACACUUUUUUGUAUUCCGACUAAGGGGCUAACAAUAAACACUAUUCGGAACAGCCGCUAAUGUCAGUUAAAGUUGAACAAUGAUUCCAUGUCGUCUGUUGCGGUAGAAAACGAAGCGAAAAGAAAGACAUUUAGAUAAAAUCUCGAUCUGCGUUGAGAUGUAGAGCUGCAAACGUUGUCUUCUGUCGUUUCAAUGGGAAAACGGAAAGACAUGAUUCACCCCAGGUUUCUUGGCGAAGGCAGCUCCAGCCUACACAGCAUCCACAAACGGAAACACAAAAAACACAAAAAGCACAAGAAGAAACAUCACAGCUUUGCUGAGACCCCAGAGCCAGAACCGAUCCCUGUCCCUAUCCCAGUCCCGAUCCCUCGGCCUCCGUCUCAGUUCAGGCUGAAGAUCAAACUGGGAGGGCAGACUCUGGGCACCAAGAGUGUUCCCACCUUCACGGUCCACCCUGGCGUGGCUCGUCCUCCCUCACCAUUGAUGAUAUUAGACAAUGAUGUGGACGACGAUGAUGAAGAUGACGACGACGAUGAACCCUCUGUGCCUUUGGAGCAGUAUCGAGCCUGGUUGGAUGAAGAUAGUAACAUGGCUGCGUCCCCUCUGCCAGACAUCGACUCUGACUCCAUGCUGGGUGGGCCUGUGGACGAGGAGGAAAGGUGGCUGGAUGCUCUGGAGAAGGGAGAGCUUGAUGACAAUGGAGAGCUAAAGAAGGAGAUUGAUGAGUCUCUACUCACUGCCAGACAGAAAGCCCUCCUGCACAAGCAGCAGAGUCAGCCUCUCCUGGAGCUGCCCAUGGGCUACAAGGAGAAGGAGAUGACGGCAGAGAUGAUGCAGAAACGGGAGGAGAGGGCCCGGAAGAGACGCCUGCAGGCCGCCAAGAAGGCAGAGGAGAACAAGAACCAGACCAUCGAGAGACUGACAAAAACCAGCAAGGCCAAGAUCAAAAGCCUCAAAGAGAGGAAGUCCAAGCAGAACCAGUGUCCCAUGGUUCGCUACAGCGACUCGGCUCAGGGAAUAGCCAUCUCUUUCCCAGCAGGGGUCCCCACUCCGUCACCGGCACCUCCGGUUCCUCCACCUCCAGCUCCGGUGAACUGUGGCGUGAACGGAUGUAGCAACCUGAAAAAGUACUCGUGUUCAAAGACAGGGGUCCCCCUCUGCAGCCUGGAGUGUUACAGGAAGAACCUGCAGCUUGUGCAGAGCGCAGCUUGAACCAGAAAAGUCCUUCAGAUAACUUAAUGUGAAAGGAAUAGUUUGACAAAUGAAUGAACUUUCUGUGUGGUAUGACUUCUCAAUGACUUUGUUUUCUGUACUUAUGGUUUUUUUUUGUCACAGUGUGAACAAAUAUUUAUCAUUUCUAUCAUGACUACAGAGAUGAGGCUUCCUAAGCUCUGAAAAAAACAGAAAAAAGAAAAACAUUUUGCUUUAUGUUUAAAAGACAUUACCUUCUUAACUCAAAAUCCAGCAAGAUCAAUGAA
This is a messenger RNA of Cyprinodon variegatus (sheepshead minnow), 1610 nucleotides long. It is a transcript of the gene ino80b, whose product is annotated as INO80 complex subunit B. Gene Ontology annotation, biological process: chromatin remodeling. Gene Ontology annotation, cellular component: Ino80 complex. The record is from RefSeq and is a predicted model, not a curated record. NCBI's taxonomy places the organism in Eukaryota, Metazoa, Chordata, Actinopteri, Cyprinodontiformes, Cyprinodontidae. The coding region runs from base 325 to 1344 and encodes 339 amino acids. The transcript has 5 exons.